AUGGCACCACAGUUUUUUGAUUUUCCUCAAGAUUAUAAUAUGUUAUACAAGUUAACAGACUAUCGGCACCCCAAGAGAUGGUCAAACUACAAAAAAACAGACUACAAAGAAAUACCAUACAAUAAGACUAAUCUACAUACAUCAAAGUCUGAAGACUGCAAAUAUCGAAUGGACGAGAAUCCACCAAGCAGUAAUUGGUUAGCAUUACUGGCUUUAUUACAUACCAGGGAGUUUACAUCUGUUGACUAUUGGCUCAACUUGAGCGUCGGAGACUCGCAUGGUAUCACAUGCUUAACCCUGUAUCAGUCCACAUGUUCGAAUGCCAUGAAAACGGAAAAGAUCUUGAAACGAACGAACGAAAAGCCGCUAGUUCAUACAUUCGUUUACUUUGUCACGAUAUCGUCCAUUCCUGCCUUUCGAUGCAAGUGGAGAGAUUUUGUCCAAGAAGACCUGAUUAUCGACCGACUUGGAACAGACAAAGAAUCCCGUGAAAUUCGAACGUACAAGAAGACGGGCGACUACGUUAGACCUAGACCAGCUAAGUUCAACGGAUGAAAUCGUCCACGCAUAUCUUUAUCAGAGAAGUGCAACAUACGGCCCGCGGAACCUUUUUACGUGGCCCGUAAGAGACUUCGUGUCGGUCAUCGGCACUUUCGACGUAGUGUUACGUGAUUACGUUACAGUGGGAUAUGAAAACUUGUCUUACAAGAAUUCAAAUUAAAAUGUCUACUAGCGAAAAGCAGUGAAUAUGAAUGGGGAAUGGAUAAAUUCCGGUUGAAAAUAACCGGCGAAAAGUGGUUCUGAAGAAGAAAUAUUUAGUCAUCAUGGACAAUCUCUCAAAAAACGUCGAAAUAGAACAAAAUUGCAAGAAAUAGUUGAUUCCAAACAGCCUACUAAUGGAAAGACUUGCUUAUUUGUACAUGAGCUAUAAGCUAUCUAUAUGUGCAUUACAUAACUCUGAAACGCCACGAAUGACAUCUCCUUUGGGAUCACGUACUGCUGUGAGCUGUUCUUCAAAUGAGGAUGACACUGUGGAGGACACAACAUUUAGCCAACGGCCAACAAAUGAUCACUUGCAAGAGCAACUUAGAGUUGCUAAAAACUUAAAACCUAAGAUUCAAUCUACGGACUGCAUCAUCAUAUGCUUGCUUGACAUUGGACUGGGGUUUUGAAAGUUUUUCAAAUCCCUCCGAGCCCUCAAGAGUCUCCG
Molecule: messenger RNA, 1210 nt
Organism: Styela clava
Lineage: Eukaryota; Metazoa; Chordata; Ascidiacea; Stolidobranchia; Styelidae
Source: RefSeq, a predicted model, not a curated record